Puccinia triticina is the source of this 1389-nucleotide messenger RNA. RefSeq lists its product as uncharacterized. Bases 1 to 1389 code for a protein of 462 amino acids. Gene Ontology annotation, biological process: 'de novo' cotranslational protein folding; regulation of translational fidelity. The record is from RefSeq and is a predicted model, not a curated record. Lineage: Eukaryota; Fungi; Basidiomycota; Pucciniomycetes; Pucciniales; Pucciniaceae. Gene Ontology annotation, molecular function: ribosome binding; Hsp70 protein binding. The transcript is spliced from 5 exons. Gene Ontology annotation, cellular component: cytosol.
AUGGCUUCCGAAACUAUCACGAUUCCUAUCACGCUGGAUUUCCAAAUCACCGUGGGUUACACCAAACCCUCGAUCGGUAAACUAGCUGCGCCUGAGCCGCGCGAAAUCUUACCGGUUGGCCGCACCUUCCAAUUCCAUGCCGCUCGGGUCCUGAACAACUGGACUUUAGCCGAACAUGAAGCUGCCAUCGCCAAGGAAUUAGAAGCUGCCAAGAACGACUCGGCUGAUGAUCUUGGUGAUGAAGUGGAUGAUGGAGUAGGAGAGGAGCCUGAAAGUAGAUACCUGCUUGAGCUCGAUCCACGUGAUUGGAAGAAUCAAGACCAAUAUGCCGUGUUGGGAUUAUCUUCAUUGCGCUGGAAAGCUACGCCUGAUCAAAUCAAGCGGGCUCACCGAAAGAAAGUCUUGCGUCAUCAUCCCGACAAGAAAGCUGGACAAGCGGGCAACGCGAACGAUGACAGCUUUUUCAAAUGCAUUUCUAAAGCCUACGAGACAUUGUCAGACCCAGUCAAGCGACGACAAUUUGACUCGGUCGAUGAAGAAAUUGAUGAUGGAGACAUCCCAUCUGAAAAGGAGGUGAAUGCGAGCCCCGAAGCUUUCUUUAAACUCUAUCGCCCCGUGUUCGAACGAGAGUCUCGAUUCAGUAUCCAUCAGCCAGUCGCUUCCAUAGGCGACAUUAACAGCACUCGGGAAGAGGUCGAAAACUUCUAUGACUUUUGGCUCAAGUUCGACAGCUGGAGGAGCUUUGAAUGGAAGGAUAAGGACGCCAAUGAAGGCUCUGACUCACGAACUGAAAAGCGACACAUUGAAAACAAAAACCGUUCUGAGCGCGAACGCCGUAAAAAGGAGGACAACGCGAGACGAAGGAAUCUCGUUGAGACCGCCUUGUCCCUCGAUCCACGGAUGAAGCGGUUCAAGACGGAGGAACGUUUGGCCAGAGAGGCGAAGCGCAAAGGACCCAACGCCUCGGCUACCACACCUCCGACGCUCUCUGCCCAACAGAUAAAAGAAAAGGAAGAGGCCGAACUGAAAGCCAAACAAGAGUUGGAGAAAAAGAACGAGGAGUCGAAGUCGGCCAAGGAAGCCGCGAAGAAAGCGAAGGAGGCCGCCAAGAAAAACUUGAAAAAGGAGAAGAAAACGAUCCAAGGUAUUGUCACUGGAUCCAACUACUUCUUGGCCGACGGUGAAAGUGCCAAUGCGAGUGUGAUCGAAGGACAACUGAGCGAAUUGGACAUCUUGACCGCCGCCCUUGAGCCCGAAGAAGUCACCGAGCUACGAAAGGAGAUGGAAAGUAACCAUGGCCAGGGUAAACCAGCUGUCAAAGCUGUCAUCGUCCGAUUCGCUAAGAAACUCUCGGAUGCCAACAAGGCCACGUUCAAGCAAUUUGUUUAG